GUAAACCCCAUAUAUAUGUAUAUGUAUCAUCCCUUAGUGAUCACAAAUUUCUUCUUAUCUACUUCCUUUUCUUCACUUCUAUACCUAACAUUUUCAUUUUUCGAUCAUUUUCUCAUAAAAAUUUGUAACAUUAUCAAAUCAAUCAUAAACUUUAAUGGCUUUGUUUAGAGCUUUAAGUACAAGAAGAAGCCAAAGAGGUGGUGGAUAUGAUAGGUUGUUGGAUGAAACUCAUGGUAUGAGUAAUGAUUCAGCCUUUUCAGCAGAUCAUGCAGUACUAAAAAGGGUUACUAGUGUUCCUGCUAGCAUUUUAUUUGGAUCAUCUUCCAAAAAGAUCGGAUUCGGAUCAGAUUAUGUAGGGAAAAACUCUAAGACUAAACAACAUCAACAAGAAACAAAGGGUAAAAAGGGUGGAAAGAGUCACCCUGUGUUUAGUUUGUUUGAAGGGAAGUGGAAGAAGAAGAAGCUCACUGCAAAUCCAGAUUUUUCUAGAUAUGUUGAGUAUUUGAAAGAAGGUGGGAUGUGGAAUAAGAAUACUAAUUCACCUAUUAUCUAUUACAAAUGAAUAUGGACCCCUAUCGAGAAAAUACCCACAUGUGAUCCCACAUCUGUGAUUUAACGACGUAUAUAUUGAUUAGCGUAUAAGCUUGUAGGCGUCUUUUCUUACAAUCAUAUGAUUUUGGGAAACAACAUUGUUAAGUUUAGGUGCAGUCAACUCUUCAUCGAUUAUAGUCAUAGGCUUGUCAUUUGUCAACUAAUUUAUUUCAUUGCUUUGUUGUUUUUUCUGUUUGAUGGGGAAAUUUACUUGGUGGGUAUUGUUUUUAUUGUUGGUUGAUUAAAAGAGCAAUCAGCAUGGAGCAUAUAUUCAGCUUGUUAAGAGAACCCAGAUUUUGUACUGGAUUAACUAAGGUUACUAAAGUAUAGUAUGUAUGUAUGUAUAUAAAAAAAUAUAUCUAUCGAAUUAUCGAUCCAAACUUUUGUAUAA
Amaranthus tricolor (Joseph's coat) is the source of this 982-nucleotide messenger RNA. RefSeq lists its product as uncharacterized. The transcript has a single exon. The coding region runs from base 155 to 562 and encodes 135 amino acids. The record is from RefSeq and is a predicted model, not a curated record. Lineage: Eukaryota; Viridiplantae; Streptophyta; Magnoliopsida; Caryophyllales; Amaranthaceae.